This is a messenger RNA of Polistes dominula (European paper wasp), 3275 nucleotides long. RefSeq lists its product as uncharacterized. Gene Ontology annotation, molecular function: structural constituent of chitin-based larval cuticle. The record is from RefSeq and is a predicted model, not a curated record. NCBI's taxonomy places the organism in Eukaryota, Metazoa, Arthropoda, Insecta, Hymenoptera, Vespidae. Gene Ontology annotation, cellular component: chitin-based extracellular matrix.
UCUCUCAGUGAAACUCUUAGAGGACCGUUCCUCACCGUCUCUAACCCUUCACUAACGGAAACGCCAUGAGGAUUUUUCUUUUGGUUCUCGCAGCGUGUCUGCUGGCUCUAACGGAAUCAGCUCGACCUUCCAUUCGGCCUCGAGUAAGAGAACCACAAGUGUAUUACGAAGAAGACAAUCAAGCAGCUGAAGAUGAUUUUGAGACGGUCUAUCAGCCUAGAACACGUGCAUUACCAUCGGCACGUUCAAAGGAGUCUUUGCAACCAUCCAAAGCACCACCCGUGCAAACUAUAAGAAAUUACAACAAGGUCAACGACGAUGGAUCUUUCACGUUUGGUUACGAAGCAGCUGAUGGUUCUUUCAAGGAAGAAACCAGAGGAACGGAUUGCGUAGUAAGAGGGAAAUAUGGUUACGUCGAUCCUGAUGGUAACAAAAGAGAGUUUACCUACGUAUCCGGCAAUCCUUGCGACCCUAACGCACCCAAAGAAGAAGAGGACGAUCUUCCGGAAAAACAAGAAGACGAUGAUCUCAACGGUCCAGCAAAUUAUCCAUCGGUCAGACCAGUCGCGAUCAGACCGAUAAGGCCCAAUUAUCAGUCGAGUACUACACGUGCCCCAACGACUAUUUUCCAAGCACAAUACCAACUUGAUGACGAGGCUAGUCAAGAAUUAGAAGAAGAAGUUCAGAAACCAGUCCAACUUCGACCUACGUCUUUUAGAAAGCCUCAACAAUCCUACGUUCAAGUUUCACCAUCGACCGCCCUUUACGAACCAACGCCAACUAGUGCACCACAAUAUUACAGAUUGGCGUCCACUUCGAAUGUACAAUAUCAAACGACAGCUGCACCUUCGGAAAGAACCCCAUCCACGGUAUCACCGUUAGCUUAUCAAUCGCUCGAGACGAGUACUCGCAAGCCAGUAACUCGUCACCAAGUUCGUCCACAAUCGGUCGCCAUAACGCCCAGGCCCCAUAUUGCCCAGGUAGCCGCUCAGUAUGUUUCCCCAAGUAGCACUGAAAGAUCCAUUCCAUACAGCACGCAAUCACGGCCCAACCCGAGCACCUCGAAUCAUCUUCGCACCAGCACCGGCCCCUCCAGCUCAGCCCACCUCGAUUUUGCCGCGGAAUUAGAGCGUUACGUUAACACCGUUGGUGUUCCCUCCAAAUCUGCCCAACAAGCCGCACUUGCACCCUCGAGAGCGAAGCUAGGUCAAACUACGGUCACCACGGUCCCCGCGGAGCCCAUCUAUCAGUCGGAACUGAUUUACGAUCCCGCAACUGGUCAGUACAAUACCCAACUUUAUCAGACCUUACCCCAAACCAUUGGGGAUUUUAGCCUCAGUCACAAACUCCAACCAUUCGUAGCCCAGCCCCACCAGUCCCUACUCGGCCUCCAGCAGCUGCAACAGAUCCAGCAGCAGCAGCAGCAGCAGCAGCAGCAACCUCAACGCCAGUCGGCCCUUUACAAACAUCUCCCUCAGGCUGUACAAUCUGCUUCCAUCUCGGCUGUGUCCGUUGCUCAACCCCAGGAACUUCUCUAUAGGAAACAACAGACCCAGUUGCUCAUGCAGUCCCAGAAUCUUUAUGCCCAGCAGCAACAACGUCGCCAGCAACAACAGCAACAACAAUCGCAACAACAACAUCAACAACAACCACAGAGACUUCAAUUGUUGGAAUCUCAGAGAGACCCCCAAGCGUUUUAUUACGUUGCACCGGCAAGAUCAUCCGGUGUGGCUGCGAGUGCGCCACUUACUGCAAGUCAAAUCGAUCAGUACCUUCGUUCAGCCAGUUCUGCCAACAACUAUUGAUCAGAACGAGAUAAUUGCUGAUCGUCUCGAUUUUUUAUAUAUAUAAAUAUAUAUAUAUAUAUAUCUACAAUUUAUCUUCAGGGUCCUUUAGAGCGUUAUCGAAUGCAACACGAUAAAUUUUAGUUGCGAAUCUUUUAGAAAGUUAUUCCUUUCGCUACACGUCUGUGAACUCGAUGAUACAGAAAAAAAGGGACGACUAUAGUACAGCGAUUAGUAUAUACACAUACAUAUAUACUAUAUUUAUAUAUUUUCUUUAAACUCGAACGUUGCACCGAUCCUUUUCAAUGAAACUAAAUGCUUUGUGUUCCUAGCUUGUUAAACAAAAAAGAGAAAUAGAAAAAUGAAAAUUAUUACUUAUUACAAUUUCAAGAUUAGAUUGAUAUAAAUGAACGCAUGAGAAACGCGAUAGAGAAAGCAACAUACAUGCAAUUUUCUUUGGCCUAAUCCACCCCACAAUUUCUCGCAAAAUAUUCACCGUUAUCGUGGACCUUUCGACCUAACAGCAAAUCGAUCGAUUAUCCUCGCGAAUAAUCAAGUUGAUUCUUUGGUAUACCGAAUUGGCAUAUGAAGACACGCCAUUUAUUCCAAAACAACUAUGAAACUAUUCGGAAAUUAUUAUUGGUUACCUCGAUGUGUAUAUACAUGUACGUGUUUAUAUUCAACAGUUAACUCAUUAAACAUAGACAUAAAUUCAUACAUAACACACACACAUAUAUACAUUUACACAUACAUACAUGAAUUUAGACAAGCAGUGUGUUCAAUUUGUAUAGUUAAUAAACAUACAUACACGAAUUUACAAGCACACACAUAAAUUCAUGUAUAACACACAUUUAUACAUUUGUACAUGCAUAUAUGAAUUCAAAGAUAUCAUAAUAGGUUACACCUAUCUGAAAAUAUUCCGUUAUCUUACGUAAUAUGCUGAACGAAUUUUGCAAGCUUAUUUCUUUGAGUAGGGGAUAACCGGGGAACGUGCAAAAGAGAAUUGCGAUGUAAGUACUUACUUUACUUUCAUCGGCGUGGUCCCGACUUUAUAGGGACAGACCAUGCACAUUCUACUCGUGGCAAACCACAACUUUCUAUCAAUGUUCUUUCUGUCGUUAGAAACUAUUUCAGUGGUGUAUAUCCAGAUAAUCAUUUUGUUCAAUUAGAAUACGUAAGAAUUUACACCAUCAAAUAUUUUGAAAUUGAACACUCGUCUCUAUUAGUUCAACAAAAGAACAUACAUUUUUAAAAAAAUAUAAUUAUUUUGCCAAAUGUUAAAUUAAAAUGUGAAUGAUAUUUGCAUCAUCGAAUAGUUUUUAAUUUAACAAUUGUUUUUACGAGUUCAAUAGCAAAGACGACAAUGUUUUAAAUAAUUAUUUAUAUUUUCUUUAAAAGGAUCGGUCAACAACGAUGGGCUCGUGGCAACAUUUAAAUAUUAAUAAUAUUAUUAAUGUUAUUAUUAUUAAUAUUAUUAUUACUAUUAUUAUU